This is a messenger RNA of Sardina pilchardus (European sardine), 1178 nucleotides long. RefSeq lists its product as uncharacterized. The transcript has 2 exons. Bases 160 to 1095 code for a protein of 311 amino acids. NCBI's taxonomy places the organism in Eukaryota, Metazoa, Chordata, Actinopteri, Clupeiformes, Clupeidae. The record is from RefSeq and is a predicted model, not a curated record.
GAGAGGGCUGAAGCGUUAGUAAUCAAGAAUAUUUAGGUAAACUAAAACAAGAGUAUUUUUGGUAGAAUUACAUUAGAAGUAAGGUAGCCUACUCACGUUACGUGGCUAACAGGACAACGCUCGCUGAUACAAGUGGUGAAAGUGAUCUUGGACGGCAGAAUGAGUGGAGCAACACUGACCCUCCUGAACAACACGUUGGCAUCUCCAGAAUCUGUCAUUGGCCACAGAUUUGCCAGUUUCAUCACGUUUGUGACUCAACAAUAUGGGACAGCAUUACCAUCAAAGUCCACGUUUGUGGCUGUGUUUGGAAGAAACGCCAUCAUACUCUCUGCGAUCCUCCUCAUUGGUCUGUUGAUGGGCUUAGGAUCUCUGGUGUGGGCUGUGAUGUCAUUGAGGAGACACCAUCGUGAGGGAGGCCGAGUCUCCGCCAUCGUCAUCUCCCUCCUCCUCACGGACAUCCUGGAGUGUUGCGUUAUUCCGUUUGUGGUGACAUCCCUGCUGAAUGUGUGGGCGUGCUUAACUGGCAUCAACUGCCUGGCUUCCUCCAUGACCUUCGGCUAUGCCAGGCAGUGUGGGUAUUGCUUCCACCAGCUGGUGGCGCUGGAGGGCAUCCUUUCAUUCAGAAAGCCUGAUGGCUCCAGUCAACUGUCAACUCCACCCUUCGCCAUCUCAUUCUCACUCGUUGUGUGGAUUUGGGGCCUAGUUAUGGUGAUCCUCAGCACAGUGAACCCCGUCAUCUCCUUUAUAAUGGGUCACGUCAUUGGCUUUGUCACUUUUAUUUUGGUAUUAGUUUCGUCUGUCAUCACGGUCAUGAGCAUGUGUGACAUGGCCUCAAGCACGGAGAGAAGGCCAGGCGAGAUAGUUCUCUGUGUAGCACUCUUCACGCUGUUUGUCCUGAACGGUCCGUUCAUUGUAUGGUAUGCUCUGUUACAAAGCGGGGUCUUGUUGCUUAACCUGGGCUUCAUCGCAACAGCAAUCAUUACUUUCAGGCUGGUCACUGACCCUUUGCUGUGUGCGCUUGUGUGCAGGAAGAGACAGAGUGGUGUGGUGACUGAUGUUAAGACGAGCCACUCAUCGGUGAUAGUGAUAGAGUGAUUAGGUAUUGUUUUACGUUUAAUACAUCCAAUCCUGAUUUUUACAAGCUUUAUUUCAUUCGAAUGUUUCUGAAUGAAAGUUCU